AUGGAGAAGAUUAAUGAACAAUCUAGACAAUGCAAGAAUUUUGUAUAUACAAUUAUAAAUAUUGAUGUUGAUACCAAGAUUGAAAUUAAUCAUUUAAAAAAUAUGUUGGGUAAUUCUACUGCCAUUCAACGUCCAAAAGAUCAAGCUUCUACUAACGGAGCUCAAAGAAAUGCUGGAAAAGAAAGAUCCUCUCCAGCAAUGGAAUAUAAUUUAAACCAUCCGCAUAAUAUUUCAAACUUGGAUGCAGACAAUUUAAAAUUAUGGCGGCAUCCAAUUACAACAUUACAUUAUUUCUUUAAUGAAGUCUUCAUUAAUGUGCUUAGUUUAGCAAAGGAAACUUUGCUAUACAAACGAACUGUAAUUGCUAUGAUUUCGAUUAUACUAUUUUUUCUUCUAUCAAGCAGAAUCUCUGGUCCCCAACAAGAGAUGUUUAAAUUGUGGGAAACCAAAAUUAUAUGGGGGUUAUAUUGGGUAGGAUUAGGUGUAUUAUCAAGUGUAGGUCUUGGAACUGGUUUGCAUACCUUUGUAUUAUAUUUAGGACCACAUAUAGCGGCUGUUACUAUGGCAGCAUACGAAUGUGGUACUUUGAAUUUUCCUGAACCACCAUAUCCUGAUAAAAUAAUAUGUCCAACAAAGAUCGAUCCAUUAUGGACAGUAGGUAUAUUAAAUAUUAUGAAAAAAGUACGUAUAGAGGCCAUGCUUUGGGGGGCUGGUACUGCACUUGGCGAGUUACCGCCAUAUUUUAUGGCUAGAGCUGCAAGAAUAAGUGGAAAAAGUAAUAAGAAUGACAAUUUUGAUCAAGAAGAUCUGAAGGAAUUAGAAGCGCUGGAAGCAUUGGAAAAUGGAGAAAAUGUAUCAUUUGUGAUGCGAUUAAAGUUAACUAUGAAGCGAUUUGUUGAAAAGGCUGGAUUCUGGGGCAUAUUAGCUUGUGCAUCAAUUCCAAAUCCAUUGUUUGACCUGGCUGGUUUGACAUGUGGACAUUAUCUCAUUCCAUUCUGGACAUUCUUUGGUGCAACCCUUAUAGGAAAGGCUGUUAUUAAAAUGCACAUACAGCAAUUAGCAGUAAUCAUAGCCUUCAAUGAAGAACUUUUAGAUAAGUUUAUUAGCUUAUUAGCAGUUGUGCCAUUUGUUGGCACAAAAUUCCAAGAACCGUUAAAAAAAUAUUUCAUUGCACAGAAACAGAAGCUACAUGAUAAGUCUAUGGAUGGAAAAACUACGAUAUCGUGGCUGUUCGAUUCAUUCGUGAUAUUGAUGGUUCUUUAUUUCUUAAUGACACUUGUUCAUGCAUUAGCACGAAAUCAUCAUCGUAGACGAACUAAACCAUCCAUCGAUUAAAGCUUAUAAAAGACAUAAGAUAGGUAGAAAUAUGAAAUUAGUUCCACUGCAACAUAUUUAAAUGAAUAAACACAAACUUGUUUUUAAUAAGGCAAAAAAUAAGACAUGAAAUGCAAAGAAUGUGUUACAAAUUUCAGUGUUAGACACAUAUUAUAUACAACAGAACAACAUUAAGUAACUAAAUUUUUUUUCUUCGUGUACGUUUGUAUUGGUAAAAUACUUUGUAAUAGUAUCUGUUGCAAGGAUAUCCUGUUACGUAGACAUUUAUAUAUGCGUGUCUGCGCGCGCGAGUGCGUGUGUGUAUGUAUAUAUAUAUAUAUAUACAUAGAUUCCGACCUUUUAUAAACAAAAUUUAUGUACAGUGCAUGAAACAAAUGUUUAAUGAUAAUAUUCUAUAAUUUUCUUGCACAAUCAAUUGAUACUCAAGCUUCUCUAUUACAUCGAUAGCAAAGGUUGAACUAAAAUAUUUGCGAGCAAUGAGAAAAUGUAAUCAAUAAAAUUAGUAUCUAGUGAAA
This is a messenger RNA of Pogonomyrmex barbatus (red harvester ant), 1850 nucleotides long. Its product is annotated as vacuole membrane protein 1. The record is from RefSeq and is a predicted model, not a curated record. Lineage: Eukaryota; Metazoa; Arthropoda; Insecta; Hymenoptera; Formicidae.